UUGAGAGGCGGCGGCGACCAACAACAAAGAUCGGCUCCAGGUGGCUGUUUCUUCCAUAAAUUCCUCUAAACCUUUCCAUUAAUCACAUAAAAUGGCGACUAAAGCACGUGACUAUGAACAGGAAAAGGAAGCUAUCAAGAGGUUCCUGGCAGAAUUUCACGAUGUCGGUGACGAUGGUCGAAAACACUUCAAGUAUGCCACCCAACUUGUCGACCUUGCACACCGAGAACAAGUGAGCCUGAUCAUUGAGAUUGAUGAUGUGGCUGAGUUUGAUCCCGACAUGGCAGAAGCGAUGGUCCAGAACAGCCGUCGAUACAUUAACCUCUUCUCUGAUGCUAUUUAUGAACUUCUGCCUGAUUACAAACAAAAGGAGACUGUGGCACGUGAUGCUCUGGAUGUGUACAUUGAGCAUCGUCUUAUGAUGGAGCAGAGGCUGCGCCAGCCUGGCGACACUCGUGAGCUCCAUAACAGAUAUCCACCAGAACUCAUGAGGAGAUUUGAGGUAUACUUCAAGACUCCAAGUACCCAGAAGCAUUUGUCUGUUCGCAAUGUUAAAGCUGAACACGUUGGGAAGCUGGUGAUGGUGCGCGGUAUUGUAACACGAUGUACAGAAGUGAAGCCUGUGUUGCAGGUGGCCACAUACACCUGUGAUCAGUGCGGUGCUGAGACCUAUCAACCUAUUCUGUCGACCAGCUUCAUGCCCCAGUUAUUGUGUCCAAGUGAAGAUUGUCGUGUAAACAAGUCUGGUGGUCGGCUGUACUUGCAGACAAGAGGAUCUAAGUUCGUUAAGUUCCAGGAAAUAAAGAUUCAGGAGCAUUCAGACCAGGUUCCUAUUGGUAAUAUCCCACGCUCCUUAACUGUCAUGUGUCGUGGAGAACAGACGAGGCUUUGUCAACCUGGUGAUCAUGUUGCUAUCGCUGGUGUGUUCAUGCCUCUGUUACGCCAAGGUUUCCGUGCCAUGAUGCAGGGACUUCUCUCCGACACUUUCCUGGAGGCUCAUCGGGUUGUUAAAAUGAACAAAACAGAAGAUGAUGAGCUGGGAGCAGAAGAAUUAACUGAAGCAGAAAUAAAAUUAAUUGCUGAAGAAGAUUUUUAUGAUAAACUGGCAACCUCCAUUGCACCUGAAAUCUACGGUCAUGAGGAUGUUAAGAAAGCUCUUUUGCUUCUGCUCGUCAGUGGCGUAGAUUGUAACCCCAACGGCAUGAAAAUUCGUGGUACCAUCAACAUCUGCUUAAUGGGUGACCCCGGUGUGGCCAAGUCCCAGCUCCUCUCAUAUAUUGACCGCCUUGCCCCACGCAGCCAGUACACCACUGGUCGAGGUUCCACAGGAGUCGGUCUGACUGCAGCAGUGAUGAAGGAUCCACUAACAGGAGAGAUGACACUUGAAGGAGGAGCUCUGGUAUUGGCUGACCAGGGCAUCUGCUGCAUUGAUGAGUUUGAUAAAAUGGCUGAUGCUGACCGUACUGCUAUCCAUGAAGUGAUGGAACAACAGACUAUUUCAAUUGCUAAGGCUGGUAUCAUGACAAGUCUCAAUGCUCGUGUUAGCAUCCUCGCUGCGGCCAACCCUGCGUAUGGUCGUUAUAAUCCCAAGAAGACUGUUGAGCAGAACAUUCAGUUGCCCGCUGCACUUCUCUCACGUUUUGAUAUUCUCUGGCUUAUUCAAGACAAACCUGAUCGAGAGAAUGAUUUAAGACUGGCUCAACAUAUCACGUACGUUCACCAACAUAGUGCCCAGCCACCCACACAGUUCAAGCCACUGGACAUGAAACUGAUGAGGCGUUACAUUGCUCUUUGUAAGAAGAAGCUACCAACCAUCCCUGAAAAUCUCACCGACUACAUUGUAUCGGCUUAUGUAGAGAUGCGUAAAGAAGCUCGCAACAGUAAGGACAUGACCUUCACCUCAGCACGUACUCUUCUUGCUGUCUUGCGUCUCUCCACGGCAUUAGCGCGACUCAGGCUCGUUGAUUCAGUAGAGAAAGAGGAUGUUAACGAGGCGAUGCGGCUGAUGGAGAUGAGCAAAGAUUCCCUCAACCACAGUGAUGAGAGAACUGGAAAGGCUCAGACUGUUACCGACAAGAUCUUCACCCUCAUUCGGGAAGUUGCCGGAGAGAGUCGCGUGGUGAAGCUUGGAGAUGUGAUUGAGCGAUGCACCAGCAAGGGUUACAAGCCAGACCAGGUGAAUGAGUGUAUUGAAGAAUAUGAAGAGUUGAAUGUGUGGCAGUUGAACCAAGCUCGCACCAAACUUACAUUUGUGUGAAGGUAACAUUGUUGUACUACUGUACUUCUCUAACCCUACAGUAUACAGUAUGUAGUAAUAACCAAACUGGAUACAAAAAAAAAGGUCCAAUACAUGUGCCUCUGUUCUUUAUUUCAUAUUUCAAACCAAUGAAUGUAACAAAACUAUAUUUUGUAAGUGUUUCUCAAAAUGAUAUACAGUACUAUAUAAUAAAUGGUAAAUUUUUCAUUGUGUAUAAUAUGUAAGAGAUAUAAUAAAAUUUAUACAUUUU
Messenger RNA from Homarus americanus (American lobster), 2507 nucleotides. It is a transcript of the gene Mcm7, whose product is annotated as DNA replication licensing factor mcm7-like. Bases 92 to 2257 code for a protein of 721 amino acids. Lineage: Eukaryota; Metazoa; Arthropoda; Malacostraca; Decapoda; Nephropidae. The transcript has 14 exons. Gene Ontology annotation, cellular component: MCM complex; nucleus. Gene Ontology annotation, molecular function: ATP binding; single-stranded DNA binding; ATP hydrolysis activity. Gene Ontology annotation, biological process: DNA replication initiation; double-strand break repair via break-induced replication; DNA strand elongation involved in DNA replication. The record is from RefSeq and is a predicted model, not a curated record.